Messenger RNA from Thermochaetoides thermophila DSM 1495, 999 nucleotides. RefSeq lists its product as uncharacterized. The transcript has a single exon. NCBI's taxonomy places the organism in Eukaryota, Fungi, Ascomycota, Sordariomycetes, Sordariales, Chaetomiaceae. The record is from RefSeq and is a predicted model, not a curated record. Bases 1 to 999 code for a protein of 332 amino acids.
AUGGCUAGCGAUCACGGGCUCUCUAACACCCAGUUCAAUACCAUCCUUAACGCUCUCGUGUCCAUCGAUCGCCGCUUGUCGCGCAUCGAAACCGCGCUUCAGAUCCCCAACUCCAGCCAUGCUCCCAACCCCACACCCCCGGCCGCGUCUGUGUCGAACCCCGCACAGGUCUCCAACACCCCCGCCACGACUGCGCUCCAUCAAGCGGGGAAUGUGUUCCACCUGGGACCGCGACCUCCACCGUAUCCCCAGCAACCAUCUGCCCCUGUCGUGCAGCGAGGACCCCUGGAUGACGUCAACAGUUCGGCAAGCAACCCCUUGAACUCCAACACCAACAUCACAACCACUGCCGGCACCAGCACUCCCAACCCUAGCAACUCCCUUCCGCCCUCGUCCCUCCUUGCCGCAGCAACUGCCCCCGACCGGCCCAUCAUCCCCCUCGAGCCGCCCCCCGCCGGCUGCACCAUCACCUCGAGGGCGACUAUGCAGGAGGAGCUUGACCGCUGGACGAUCCCGCGGGGCUAUAGCAUGCGCAUAGCCGGCGCAAAAGUGACCGGUAAGCGUAAGGUGCGCUGGGUGUGUUUCCGGGGCGGCGAGGCACGGCAUCACCGUCCUCCCGUAGACGAGGCCGUGCUGCUGAAGGCAAAAGCCGAGGGGAGACGCAAGCCGACUACAGAUCGGGCGAGCAAGAAGUGCGGGUGUAUGUUCCGGUUUGAAGCUGUUGAGACGACGAGAGAUAGUGAUGUGUGGGUGUUGCAUUACCCGAAUGCGAACCAUAAGGUGCAUAAUCACCCGCCGGCGGAUACGACGACUGAUCCGAGAGCGAGGAAGCUGCCGUCGUCUAUGAUGGCUGAGGUGGAUCAGUGGUUGAGGGAGGGAUGGCAAGUGAGUAAGAUUCAGGAACAAUUGAGGGCGAGGGGAAUCAACAAUGUGUUGAAUACGGAUCUGUAUAAUCGGAAGAGAAUGCUGAAGAAGGAAAGUGAAAGCGGCGUUAGCUGA